AUGCCUGCGUCGUUUUCGACCUAUGCAUCACAGUUCCUCAGUCGCUCUGCGGUGACGAACAAUGAAUCCCAGCCUAUGUUUUACUCUAUGGCCGAGGGAAAUGAAUCUCAAUUUGGGCUCCAAGACUCGACGCAUUCCCGCCGUUCAGCUGCCGAACUAGAUGACGAUGGCUUACCUAUGCUGGCUGGGGCGACAACUAUCUUCGACAACGGGGAAAACGAUGACGAAAGAGAGAGUCGAACCGGCGACUCUGAAGUGGAUUCCAGAGCGUCAACGCCCCAGUUGCCACAUGGACGAGCUCGGGCACCACAGCUCGAGGUGGAAAAUCCUUAUUUGGACGAGGACGAACUGGAGACGAUUGACGAUUUGAUGCCUCCAGACUCGAUACCGCUUAUCCAAUCACCCCCUCGCUCAUCUCUCUCACUCGGCACAUCCGGGCUCUUCCCGACACCGCGAGCUGCCAUGUCGCCCCCGGACCCUCAUUUCGACUCGAGCUCCGACGAAGGCUCUCAAGCAUCCGAUUCGUCGGAAGACUUGCCGCUUUUCCCUCAGAGCCCUGCGCUCUCACAGUCGUAUCCACACCCAACGCCCCCUCCCCCUCCUACUCGUCGAGAUCAAAUUGAUUUAGGACCAUCUGUCACUCAUAUCGACUUGCACGAGUCAUUAUUGCCUCGCGAUGGCGUCGAGCGCUCAGUGUUUACCUUGCCUGACCCUGCUCGGACCCCUUAUCGAAAGUACAAUGACCCCUCCCACCCCAAACCCGAUAAGCUACCAGCUUCCGGCCACAAGCCUACCACUCCUUUCUCCACCUUGACACACACCAUCCCACUCCUUACGCUCGUGGUCGUUCUUUCCUCGAUAUUCGGUUAUUUGUACCUCAUCCUCCUUAGGUACUUUGUCAAGCCUGUGUUGACAGCCACGGCUCUUGCUGCCCCUUUGGCCUUGCUUUUCGCUGCAGUAUGGGCAUUCGGAGGAAGCUUCAUGUGGGACGGAGAUGGCGUUGGUGAAACGUGGGGAGAGACUGUUGGUCUUCGCUUGUUUUCUUUCUUACCCCUCGUCGUCUCGGUGUUACUCGCCGGAGCACUCUACAAGCGCUACAAGAAACUACUUCGAGGAGUCUCGGCCGUUUCGUUGUCCAGUUCACUUAUCCUCAGCUAUCCGCCUCUUCUUGGCCUUUCUGUUGCGCUUCUGGUGGCAGCUCUCGUCUUAUCGAUUCCCUUCCUAGCUCUAAUAUUCAGGCUCCUCCUGGUUGGUGCAUUCGAAAGAAAAGGAUUGGACUUUACAUGGAAGGUCAAGGGGUGGGCAUGGUGGAUGGCAGUGCUCGUUUGUGCUGUGUGGAUGUGGAGUUGGGCAGUCGUUAGGGGUAUAUUGAGGGCAAGCGUUGCGGCCGUAGUAGCUAGUUGGUACUAUGCACCUCCAGUUGCGGCACCCCCACUCCUCCAAGAGGCAACCGACACCACUCGCCUGGCCUUGCUCCGCGCUUCCGGUCCCGCACUAGGAUCGGUCUGCGCUUCGGCCCUCGUUCUCACACUCUCGCGAGCAAGCUCGGUUUUCCUUAGGACAGUUCGCCGAAUUACUACCCCUGCUAUGCUCGCUCGCGCUCCUAUUCCACUCCCACCAGAAGCCAAAGCGAUCUUAAUCAACAUGAUAGUGAGCUUUGGCCAAGCCGAGGUAAUCGGUGCGAUACUGGGCUGGCUGUCGAGGUUCGGUGACGGAGAAGAUGUUCAAAUCUUGGUCGGCGUAAGUGGGGACAGUGUUUGGGGAUGUGCAAGACGCGUUCCUAGGCUUGUUGGCGCUAGAGCAUUGGGAAGUACUAAACGAUUGGGACGUGAAUAUCGACUGCUGGCAAACGUGCAACUCGCUACUGCGAUCGCGCUCGGUGUUUUUGCCUCUAUCGGAGGGUAUAUUUUUGCGGCACACGCUUUGGGAGAUCCUACCUAUGCCCCGCUUGCUGCGGCCCUUUUUGGAGCUGGAACAACUGUCAGUGUUAGGUUUUGCGUCGGGAUCGUGGACGACGCGACUGAUGCAUUGUUCCUAUGCUACUGCUUGGAUUACGAAGCUGGCGCGACUCCAAGAAAGGACGUCAAGGAAGUGUAG
Messenger RNA from Rhizoctonia solani, 2097 nucleotides. RefSeq names its product Plasma-membrane choline transporter. NCBI's taxonomy places the organism in Eukaryota, Fungi, Basidiomycota, Agaricomycetes, Cantharellales, Ceratobasidiaceae. The record is from RefSeq and is a predicted model, not a curated record. Gene Ontology annotation, biological process: transmembrane transport. Bases 1 to 2097 code for a protein of 698 amino acids. Gene Ontology annotation, cellular component: plasma membrane. Gene Ontology annotation, molecular function: transmembrane transporter activity. The transcript has 8 exons.